Messenger RNA from Fusarium oxysporum Fo47, 1317 nucleotides. RefSeq names its product Ser-Thr-rich glycosyl-phosphatidyl-inositol-anchored membrane family-domain-containing protein. Bases 166 to 954 code for a protein of 262 amino acids. NCBI's taxonomy places the organism in Eukaryota, Fungi, Ascomycota, Sordariomycetes, Hypocreales, Nectriaceae. The transcript has 2 exons. The record is from RefSeq and is a predicted model, not a curated record.
ACCACCACCUUCAUACCAGUCACUCUUUUCGGCUUUCAGCCUACCACACUCUUUUUUAUACUUAAUAAUUUUAGGUUGCUUUACAGCUUCUUAUCAUCCAACCCCGUCCCUCUUUUCCUUCGAUACAAUUACUAUAUACCGUAAUUCCUAAAUCCAGCCUUCAAGAUGCAGUUCACCAUCUCCGCCGCUGCCCUCAUGGCCUUCGCCGCCAAGGCCCUCGCCCAGGUCGCCGACUUCGACCCCGUUCUCACUCCCACCAACUGGGAGGAGGUCUCCGCUGGCAAGACCCUCGAGAUCACCUGGCAAGCUAAGCCCAAGUACUCCGGCGAGAAGAUCUCCAUCUCUCUGAUCGGUGGUGCUACCCAGAACACCCAGGUCCCCAUCAAGACCAUCGCCACUGGCAUUGACAACGACGCUGCUUCCUACAGCUGGGCCAUUGACUCUACCCUCGGAACCGAGAACGUCUACGGUCUCGUCCUCAAGCUCGAGAGCAACCCCGAGGUUUUCCAGUACUCUUUCCCCUUCAAGAUUGAGGGUGCCAAGAAGUCCGAGGACAAGCCCUCUCAGACCAAGAACGACUACGAGGUCCCCUCCUCCGUCGCCCCUAAGCCCACCAAGCCCGCUUACCCCGUCCCUGAGACCACCGUCGUUGCUGUUUCUGAGACCGUCACCGUCCCUUGCAACAACACUGCUGGUUCUCCCACCACCUUCGUCCCCGUUGUCAAGACCCACUACCCUGCUCCUCCUGCUCCCCCUGCCAACAACGGCACUGCUCCCAACCCUCCCGUCUACACCCACCCUGCUCAGCCUCCUGUUGUUCCCACUCAGCCCGCUGGUCAGCCUCCCGUCUACGGCCAGCCCACCCCUACUCCCGUUCCCGUCUCUGGUGCUGCCCGCUUCGGCGCUCCCAUUGCCGUUGUUGCUGGUCUCGUCAUGGCCGCUUUCGCUCUGUAAGCGAGGCCGCGCACCAAUUUAAUCUUUGGUUCCUGCGUGGCGUCAUGACUUCAUGACUGCAUUUUAGAGGGUUUCUCGUUUCUUCAGGUAUGGAGCAGUCUGGGUAUAAUCAGGCCUUUGCGCACAUACGUUGCUUCUUUUGUUGGUAUCUACGAGUUGGAAGGUUUUCUGGAUUGUUAAUGUAUUGAGGAAAAACUAUAAAACCCACUUGGGUUAUUUGUCUUGAUCAAGUUCCCCUGAUGUAGCUGCCAUGUGUUCCUUCGCCGCUACGUCUAAUAGACAUAUGACCCAGCUUUUGUUUUCCCAAGAGAUUCCUGUCAACUAGUGUUAUUGCUACAAUACCCAUUUCUUUUUAACACUGAA